Molecule: messenger RNA, 6891 nt
Organism: Cuscuta epithymum
Lineage: Eukaryota; Viridiplantae; Streptophyta; Magnoliopsida; Solanales; Convolvulaceae
Source: the annotation of a GenBank genome assembly
CACUCCCACACUUAUUUGCUAAGUAAGACAAGGAGGAAGGUCUCCUCACUCCCACCCCUAUCACUCAGCUCGACCCAGCCCCCAAAGAGAGAGAGGAAGAGUUCUGAAAAUCCUCCAUCUCCAUAGCCAAGAAAGCUCAAACAAGCAAGGAGCUCAAGGGAGAAGAUUAUAGGAGGAGAGAGCUAGGAAGAAGUGUGAAAAUUAAGGCACUUGUAAAGGGUGAUUUAAGAACUUUCACGAAGUUGAAAGAGUCGCCGGAGUUGUCACCGGAGUUCAUCAAAGUUCGCCGGAGUUCCAUCGGAGUUCAACCGGGAAGGGUAGAACUUCACAAUGCUCAUUCGAGGUUGAAGCUCAAGUUGCUAUUCUCACCUUGCUCGGUGAAGUGAUCCAAAGGGAGACGUGAAAUGGAGGGUAGACGCAUGCAGACCAGAAACAAUCCGGGAGGGCAAGCACUGAUAGCUUCUGUUGAAGCUAGCCGGGCUGCAUCUCGAAGCUCUAGAGGUGGAAGAGGAGGCUGUGGAGGCCGUGGAGGUCGUGGGGGCCACCGAGCCCAAACAGUGAGUGAUGGCCACGUGAGUUCGGUGUACGAGACUAACACCGAGGACUACGACUCUACUUAUGUUCCCGAAACGCAGCAUGAGGAGACCCCAUAUGAUGGGGGCGAUUUCCACACCGAUGAUGAAAAUGAUGAUGAGAGUGAUGCCAGGUUUGCCCAAAUGGGGGAACUUCUAGCGUGGUAUCAAAAGGAGAAACAGAGGAGAGACAUGAGACGCCAAGCGAGGCGUGCUUCUCAAGGUGUUUCGGCCCAAGGAAGCCGGGGAGCUUCAAGGGCCACACCGGUGGUGCCACAAGGUGGGCAUGAAGGAGGUUUUGUGGUGAGAAUCUCCAAAUACCUCAAGGAGGCUAGGGCCUUGGGGUGUAGGUCCUUUGACGGCACCGGCGACAUUACCGUUGCCGCCGAUUGGAUCAAGAAGGUGAAGGAUGCAUCGAGAGACAUGCAAAUUUCACCGGACGUGAAGCUAACCGUCGCUUCACGGUUGCUUGAGGGGAUGGCUUCUACAUGGUGGGAAGGUGUGGAAGGGAAAUGCCGCGGGGACAUCUCAUGGGAGAAUUUUGAGCGGGAAUUUUAUGCCCAAUACUACUCCGAUUUCGAGGUUAAUGUGAAAAGGAGGGAGUAUACCAACCUCAAGCAGAAGGAGGGUUGCACCGUUAAACAACUAGAGCAAGAGUUUAGAACCUUGGCUAGGUUCUUACCGGAGUAUGCGAUUGAUGAGGACCGCAUGACUGAGCACUUCUGGGAUGCUUUACUCUUAGACAUCCGAGAUCGUGCUACGUACUCACGCCUCAUGACUUUUAGUGAGGUGGUAGAACAAGGCAUGCCGGGGGGAGGCCCAGUGGAAUGAAAGGAAAGCAAGAGAUGCCGAAGAGGCAAAGAAGAGGAAGUGGAAUAGUUCGGGGCCGCCCGAUCAUUCCCGAAGGAACAACCACGGUGGUGGUGGUGGUGGCUCAUUCAAGGCACCGGCUCCACCGGCAAAGAAGAAUAGGGACGCGAGGUGGCACGGACCUAGGCCACAAAACCCGGGGGCACCUAGAUGUCCCAAUUGCUCAAAACAGCACUUUGGGAAGUGCAAUGAACCACCGAGAUGUUUUAAAUGCGGGAAUGCGGGCCAUAUGAAGGCCAAUUGCCCUCAAUUGAUGCAAGAGAGCGCAUCGGGAGCCGGGGGAGGGGCCAUGACGGGAAGGAACCGUGCGGGACCGUCGCACGGUGGCACGGGAAGAGGCGGCGCGUCAACAAGCAAUGCCGCGUCCGUUAACCAAGGCGGGGCCCAAGCGAGGGUCUACGCGAUGACCGAGGCCGAUGCCCGGGCUAACCCCGACUCCGUUGCAGGAACCUUAAAGAUCAAUGGUAGAAACGCAAGAAUUCUCAUUGAUACCGGGGCACAACGUUCAUUUGUGAGUGAAGCGUUUGCCGAAAGUUUAGGCGUACCGUUGAUAGCAAUGACCCAACCCUUGUUGGUCUCUACACCGUUGGGAGACGAUGUGGAGAGGAAACACUAUUAUCCAUCGUGUGAGAUAGAAGUAACGGGUCAACCCCUGACUUGUGACUUUGUACCUCUAAGUAUGUUGGAAUUCGAUGCAAUCCUGGGGAUGGAUUGGCUCGAGAAGUAUCAUGCUCGGGUAGAUUGCUACGCCAAGGUGUUAGAGCUCGAAGAUCCUGAUGGAAACGCUCUACGUUUCGAGGGAGAUCGGGGAGGAUCUCAUAGCUGUAUCAUAUCCGUGAUGAGGGCACGGAAGAUGAUGAAGAAGGGAUGCCACGCAUACCUUGCUUACGUGGUGGACGAAACAAAGAAGGAGGCUGACAUCAACGAUGUACGUGUCGUGUGCAAGUAUCCGGAUGUCUUUCUCAAAGACUUGCCGGGACUUCCACCCGAUAGAGAGAUCGAGUUUGUGAUCGAAGUAGAGCCGGGAACAAAACCCAUUUCGAUUCCUCCUUAUCGAAUGGCACCGGCAGAGCUUCAAGAAUUGAAGCUCCAAUUGCAAGAGCUAUUGGACAACGGCUUCAUUAGACCUAGUCAUUCACCGUGGGGAGCACCGGUACUCUUCGUGAAGAAGAAGGAUGGUACAUUGAGAAUGUGCAUAGACUACCGACAGUUGAACAAGGUCACAAUCAAGAAUAGGUAUCCUUUACCGAGGAUUGAUGACUUGUUCGAUCAACUUCGGGGGGCUAUGGUGUUCUCAAAGAUUGAUUUGAGGUCGGGUUAUCAUCAGUUGAAGAUCAAGGAGAGUGACAUACCCAAGAGUGCAUUCCGCACUAGAUACGGUCACUAUGAGUUUCUUGUGAUGUCAUUUGGGUUAACCAAUGCACCGGCAGCAUUCAUGGACUUGAUGAACCGAGUGUUUAGUGAAUACUUAGAUCAAUUUGUGAUAGUAUUCAUUGAUGACAUCUUGAUAUACUCCCAGAACGAGGAGGAGCAUGAAUACCACUUGAGACUUGUACUUGAACGACUUAGAGAAAAACAACUCUUUGCCAAGUUCUCCAAAUGUGAAUUUUGGCUUAAAGAGAUUGGCUUUCUCGGGCAUGUCAUAUCCGGUUCGGGCGUUGCUGUGGAUAACGCCAAGAUAAAAGCCAUCAUUGAUUGGGAGAGACCCAAAAUUGUGAAAGAAAUACGUAGUUUCCUUGGCCUAGCGGGAUACUAUCGUAAGUUCGUAGAGAAAUUUUCCGUGUUGGCAUCUCCAUUGACGAAGCUCACAAAGAAGGGGGCUAAGUUUAUAUGGGAUGACAAAUGUGAGAAAGGGUUUCUUGAACUGAAGAAACGACUCACCGAGGCACCAGUUCUUACUCUACCCAAGCAGGGGAUAUGGUACUGUUGAGUUUAAUCCAACACGAUAUAGUAAAUAUAUGUAUGAACACUCAGUUUUUACGUGGAAACCCGAAAGGGAGAAAACCACGGGACUUUUUAGGCUAAUGUCCAAGCCCUCUCCUUCUCAUUAGGACUCUCCUCACAAUUACAUUGUACAAGCUCCCAUUAAUGGAGUAUUGAGCUAAGUCUAAAAGAAUGAGGGAGGUGGAGCUAAAAGAGGAUCCCCAAAACAUGGAGGGAAGCCUCAUAUUUAUAGGGGAAAGGGGAAGGGUGCCCUCCACCCUAAUGGGCCAAACGGGCCGAUGCCGGGCCUAAUGGCCAAAGUGGGCCAGAAUGGGCCGAAAUGGACCUAGCUGCUCGGGCUCCGUACUGGAUAAUGUCUUGGGCCCCUGAACAGUAAUAGGCCGGGAUAAUAUAUCCCAACAGGUACGAUAUCUAUAGCGAUGCUAGCACCCAAGGACUUGGGUGUGUGUUGAUGCAAAGGGGUAAGGUGAUUGCCUACGCUUCAAGGCAAUUGAGGAAACAUGAAGUGAACUACCCUACUCACGAUCUAGAGUUGGGGGCAGUGGUGUUUGCACUGAAAAUUUGGAGGCAUUAUCUCUACGGGGAGACAUGUCACAUUUAUACCGAUCACAAGAGCUUAAAAUAUGUAUUCACUCAGAAAGAGUUGAAUAUGAGACAGAGGAGAUGGAUGGAGUUGAUCAAGGACUACGACUUGAUCAUCGAGUACCAUCCCGGAAAGGCCAAUGUAGUGGCCGAUGCACUGAGCAGGAAGAGUACGUCAGGGACGUUACUCACAUGUCUACAGGCAUUGAGGGCACGCGUAGAGGUGUCCGCGUGUGGGACCCUCAUUGCUAGAUUCGAGGUUAGGCCUAUGUUGCUGAGUGAGAUCAGUAGAUGUCAGGCCGUUGAUGAGGAAUGUCAGAGGAUCCGUGAACGGAUCCUUGAGGGACCCGUUGAGAACUUUCGUAUACGUGAUGAUGGUCUGUUGUUAUUUAAGGAUCGUGUUUGCAUACCAAAGGAUGAAGAGCUCCAAAGGUCCAUACUAGAGGAGGCUCAUUCUUCGGCCUAUGCCAUGCAUCCAGGGGGUACUAAGAUGUACCGGGACUUGAAAGAAAGUUAUUGGUGGUCAGGUAUGAAGAGGGACAUCGCAGAAUACGUGAGCCGAUGCCUUACUUGACAACAAGUUAAGGCGGAGCAUCAGCACCCAGCGGGGCUUUUGCAACCACUUACCAUUCCAGAAUGGAAGUGGGAGCAUGUGACCAUGGACUUCGUGGUAGGGCUACCCCGGACAGUGAACAACUACGACGCCGUUUGGGUAGUGGUUGAUAGGCUCACCAAGAGCGCACACUUCUUACCUAUCAACAUUACUUACCCUCUUGAAAGGUUGGCCAAGUUAUAUGUGGAAGAGGUUGUGAGAUUGCAUGGAGUCCCGAUAUCCAUUGUCUCGGAUAGGGAUCCACGAUUCACAUCCAGGUUUUGGCCAAAGUUUCAAGCAUCAUUGGGUACUAAACUGAAGUUUAGCACAGCCUUUCACCCACAGACAGAUGGACAAUCUGAGCGGGUGAUACAGAUUUUGGAAGACAUGCUUAGGGCAUGUGCCUUGGAGUUCCAAGGGAGUUGGGACAAACACCUGGCUUUAGUGGAGUUUGCCUAUAACAACAGUUAUCAGGCAAGUAUUGGCAUGCCUCCGUACGAGGCACUGUACGGGAGGAAGUGUAGGACACCAUUGUGUUGGGACGAGGUUGGUGAGGCCAAGCUCGAGGGAAUAGAACUUGUUGAGAUCACCAAGGCUAAGGUGAAAAUCAUUCGUGACAGACUUAAGGCUGCCCAAGAUCGGCAGAAGAGCUAUGCAGACAAACGGCGAAGGCCGUUAGAGUUUGAGGUCGGGGAUGAAGUUUUUCUAAGAAUUUCUCCUUGGAAAGGUAUCAUCCGAUUCGUAUCAAGGGGUAAGCUUAACCCCCGAUACAUUGGUCCGUUUGAAAUCCUGGAGAGGAUUGGGGCCGUAGCUUAUCGUCUCAAGUUAACACCGGAACUUGAGAAGAUUCAUGAUGUGUUUCAUGUAUCGAUGCUCAAGAAGUAUGUGCGGGACCCGUCACAUAUUCUUGAGAAGCCACCGGUGGAGAUCCGAGAAGACUUGCAAUACGCAGUAGAACCGGUAAAGAUAGUGGGCCAACAGGUAAAGCAGCUUAGGAACAAGGAGAUUCCUAUGGUGAAGGUGCUUUGGAGGAGUGAUCGAGUCGAAGAAGAAACCUGGGAGACCGAGGUCUCAAUGAGGGAGCAAUACCCGUUUCUUUUCGAUUAGACACGUGGAUUUCGGGGACGAAAUCCCAAAUAAGGGGGGGUGAACUUGUAACACCGUCCCCAAAUAUAUUUACCGUUAUGUAAAUUAUGUAUUGAAUAUGGUGUAUUGAGUAAUGAAUAUACGAGGUUGUAAAUUUUUGUUAUUUCCUUUGCGUGAAUAGUAAAUUCCACGUGGGGCCCACACUCGGAGCGGGGGUAACCCGAUAACACGAGACCACAUGUUAUAUUCAUCUUGGUCUAGAUAAUAGUUACAUAGUGGUGGACAUUCAUAAUGGGCCAUGAUAAAGGCAUUGGGUUGACCGGUUUGGCAAAUAGGGCCCAAUUACCGGUAUUGGUAAUUUAACAUACAACAGCCCGAAAUGAAUUUCGGGGGCUUAUAAAUUAAAGUUGGGGAAUGUAUAUUCAUUAUGAGGGUCAUAAUGAUUGAAAACACAUAAUAUAUUUUAUUUGACCAGAUAAAAUAAAAUAUAGUUAAACUAGUCCGAGAAAUACAACUUUCGGGGCCGAAUGUACACGUCGGGACAACAUGGGAUGACCUCCCACAUGAGUGGGGGCCACCCCACGUUUUUAUGGGCUAUUGAGACAAGGGAGGGCUGCUCAAUGUCAUAGGCAGGUGGCUGGAUGAUUUAAUUGGCAUCAAACAAGUGUGGACCUCACUCCCACACUUAUUUGCUAAGUAAGACAAGGAGGAAGGUCUCCUCACUCCCACCCCUAUCACUCAGCUCGACCCAGCCCCCAAAGAGAGAGAGGAAGAGUUCUGAAAAUCCUCCAUCUCCAUAGCCAAGAAAGCUCAAACAAGCAAGGAGCUCAAGGGAGAAGAUUAUAGGAGGAGAGAGCUAGGAAGAAGUGUGAAAAUUAAGGCACUUGUAAAGGGUGAUUUAAGAACUUUCACGAAGUUGAAAGAGUCGCCGUAGUUGUCACCGGAGUUCAUCAAAGUUCGCCGGAGUUCCAUCGGAGUUCAACCGGGAAGGGUAGAACUUCACAACGCUCAUUCGAGGUUGAAGCUCAAGUUGCUAUUCUCACCUUGCUCGGUGAAGUGAUCCAAAGGGAGACGUGGUUCGUGCUUCCUUUAAUGUUUUAAACUACAAACUUGCUCAUGGAUAUUUUUGUAAUAAAUACAUUUGUUUUAGGCCUGCGUGCCUACGUUUUGGCCAUGUGUGGCCCAUGAUUGAAUAUUGAAUAUUUCCGCUAUUCGUUCAAUCCUAUGGUGUGAUGUUGUUAUGUA